Paramacrobiotus metropolitanus is the source of this 2938-nucleotide messenger RNA. Its product is annotated as serine/threonine-protein kinase Sgk1-like. The transcript has 13 exons. Gene Ontology annotation, biological process: protein phosphorylation. Gene Ontology annotation, molecular function: phosphatidylinositol binding; protein serine/threonine kinase activity; ATP binding. The record is from RefSeq and is a predicted model, not a curated record. NCBI's taxonomy places the organism in Eukaryota, Metazoa, Tardigrada, Eutardigrada, Parachela, Macrobiotidae. The coding region runs from base 477 to 2741 and encodes 754 amino acids.
AGGUGAAUUACCUGAUAAUCAGUUUUUCUUGAAGCUAAUUAUGAAAUUGAAUGCCUCUAUCAAUUGGCUAUCUGCGCGAAAUAUGUAACUAACCACAGGUUAUCUACGGCGCGAUAUCUGCCGCGUUACAGCAGCUGGCAGCUGAUUUUAUGUAACAUGAUUAUCGGCGAUUGCCUUGUUGUCAUCAGCAGUCGCGACCCAGUGGCCAAAUGAUGGCAGACGCGUGUUGUUUUCCUUACGUCAGUUUCAUUGUGCUGAAGUUAACGAUUUCUCUUCCACAAAGUUUAGAAUUACGGUUGUGACUGUGAGUGCCUUCCGCUGCCGAAGAACUGAUAAGGAGAGAACUGCGUUUUGCAUAGCAUUUGGACAUUGGUCUCGCUUUGGAAACUGCCGUCAGUAAGACGUAUAUUCUAUAUAUAAUAUAGGGGACUAUUGCAACUCCGGAAAGAGCAUAAAAGUCUGCUCACUUGGACACGAUGGCCUUGCAUAAUGACCGAUUGAACGCGAAUUUUCCAGUGGCGUCGAAUGGCCACUACGUACCCAGACGCGACGAUUCACCUGUUGCGUCGGCCAACAAGGCGCCGGUGAACGGUAGUCCGAGUCAGGCUGGUUUCGUCCGUCUAGCUGAUAACAGUGCUGCCGAUGAACGUCGAAAUCAGUCGCCCAUGCCCGCGCUUGGAGUCGGUCAGAAAGCGAUGACGGAUGAUAGUGUCACCCAUACGAAGGUGGAUAUGAUUGCGCCGACGGUGGUUAUCACGGGACCGGUCAGCACACUGACGACCGAUUCCCAGGAUGGAGGACAGGAUGCGGGAUCACCGCGGUCCACUGUCCAGGGAGAUUUCCCACCGAAAACCUUGACGGCUUCGUACACAGUUACCGCGUCCGUUGUGCAAAGCCAGUUCGAAAGCUGGGACAAUAAAAAAUAUACAACGUAUAUGGUUGCGGUCAAGGUGCAACCUCCACCAAAUCCGAUAGGAUUCUCUAAUGGGUAUCAGUCUGCUUCCCGGCAGUUUGGAGGAGUGCAAACAGCGUAUAAUGGCCGCAGUACUAACCCGUUUCUUAACCCGUCGGGUGGAUCGGGAUUUACGUCGCCACAUCGGCAAAAUCCGAAUGGUUUGACCAGUAAGAAUGCCGGAGGCGGCCAAUUGGUUCAGUCCUGGACAGUUUCGCAUCGAUACGCCGAGUUCAGCCAGUUAUACGAUGUGCUUAAAAAACAGUAUCCGGAUGCCGCCUUAAAGCUCCCAGGGAAGCGACUUUUGCGCAACAAUUUCGAUCCGGUGUUCAUUGAACAUCGUCGCCAGGGAUUAGACAAUUUCGUCCAGGCUUUGGUGCGAGACGAGCGUCUGCUGCAUCAUGAACGCAGUUUGGAAUUUCUCCAGUUGGUCUAUCUUCCACUUCCGGCUACCAGGCCGGAAACACCUGCUGUAGCGACAUCCCAACUUGAUUAUCGCAGUGUGACGCCAUCGCCUGACCCUUCCAACAGGAUGUUCAAUUUUUAUGGCAGGGCAAAGCCGCUCAACGGGCAAAAUAUGGUUGACAAAAUUAGUGCGGUACCGGAAGCGAACGGAAAAUCAGCGGAUGAUAUUAAUUUAGGUCCCUCGGAACGAAAAACAAUGACACCGAAAGAUUUCGAUUUCCUAAAGGUUAUUGGUAAAGGAAGUUUUGGAAAGGUUCUUUUAGCACGGCAUCGUGCUGAAGACAAAUUGUACGCCGUAAAAGUUCUACAAAAACAACAGAUUCGAAAAAACAACGAAGUUCGGCAUAUCAUGAGUGAACGCAACAUUUUGCUGAAAAAUGUGCAGCAUCCUUUCUUAGUCGGGCUCCACUUUUCGUUUCAAACACCGGAUAAGCUGUAUUUCGUUCUGGAUUAUGUUAAUGGUGGAGAGUUGUUCCACCAUUUGCAACGUGAGCGCUACUUUUCUGAGCCGCGAGCCCGUUUCUACUCCGCGGAAAUCGCGUCCGCUUUGGGCUACCUGCAUUCACUAGGAAUAAUUUACCGGGAUCUGAAACCAGAAAAUUUGUUGUUGGAUUCUGAGGGUCACAUCCGUCUGACAGAUUUCGGAUUGUGCAAAGAAGGCAUAUCCAUGCAGGGAACAACUAGUACAUUUUGCGGCACCCCAGAGUAUUUGGCUCCGGAAAUUCUCCGCAAACAACCAUAUACCAGCGUUGUAGACUGGUGGUGCUUGGGUGCUGUAUUGUACGAAAUGCUCUACGGAUUGCCUCCAUUUUACAGCCGUGAUACGGCAGAAAUGUAUGAUAGUAUUCUGCAUAAACCGCUACGCUUACGCAGCAAUGUAUCCGAAACGGUGCGGGACUUGCUGGAACAUUUACUGCAGAAAGAUCCGCGUUUCCGGUUGGGAUACCAUGCCGAUGUCGAAGAAGUGACUGCCCAUGCUUUCUUUCGGCCGGUCGAUUGGCAGCUGCUGCUUCAAAAGAAAAUUCGUCCGCCAUAUAAUCCAAAUGUGACCAGCAGUUACGAUUUGCGACAUAUUGAUCCCGAAUUCACUCAGGAGCCGAUUCCGAAUUCGGUGGUGGGUGGUGUUACCAGUCACGGUGUGAGAGCCGGUCGAAUGCCGGGAGCACAACAUCGUGAUGGUCAUGGGGAUCGUUUAGCAGUGGGCGUGGGUGCCAUGGGAAUGCCCAGCAUGGAGCAGGAUAAUGCGUUUUUGGGAUUUACCUACGUUUCGCCUGGCCUCGCUGCUGGGCUACCAACUGAUGUUUCACGACCCGAAUUUCAUUAAACCAGUGUAUUUUCAUACCGUGUGUAAUUUGGUCCGGUGCUGCAUGCUAUCAUUCUUCACUGGUGAUCUUCGAAACCGGCAAUAAUAAACUGCACACUUGGAGAUUGUUUUUUUUUAUUUCGCCCUGUUAUUGGUAAAAGUUGUGAAUAGCGCCGGAGAUUGUUGGCAUUUUACGCGAUUAAAUAGAACUAGAGUGA